Amphiprion ocellaris (clown anemonefish) is the source of this 1045-nucleotide messenger RNA. RefSeq names its product small integral membrane protein 10-like protein 2A. The record is from RefSeq and is a predicted model, not a curated record. NCBI's taxonomy places the organism in Eukaryota, Metazoa, Chordata, Actinopteri, Pomacentridae. The coding region runs from base 157 to 357 and encodes 66 amino acids. The transcript is spliced from 2 exons.
GCCCGUUGACCAUAACAGGAGUCGGCGGAGAAGCUUUCGGGGUGGAGCAGCUCUGCCAACACAGUCGAUGUGGAAAAAACAGAGCCAACGGUAGAAAAAUGAGGUGUCACCGUUUCCUCCAGCUGACUCGGUGAACCGAAGAACCGCCGGGCCUUUAUGGCGAGCCUGUCCUACUUGGUGCUCCGGUUUUCGGGCUCCGCUGGCCGGACGUACGGGGUGUUCUCCAAAGGCUUGACGAGGACUUUGUUGAUAUUUUUUGAUCUCGCAUGGCGGCUGCGAAUCAGAUUCCCGUACAUCUACCUGGUGGCCUCCAUGAUGUUUAACGUCAGAUUACAGGUCCACAUUGAAAUCCACUGAGUCUUCAUCCAGACACUGAACCCUGAACAGCGAGCACUGCCUUGUUCCCACCUCUGAACGUCGCAGCGAUGUGGACCAAGAGGACGCUUGAUUCUGCGAGAAAAGUGACACGGCUGAUUGUUUCUGUCGUCGCAGAAGCCCGGCGCCUUCGCAGGUGAAGGACGGCGACGUCUGCAGAAAUGCGACGGGGGGAUUCUGACGGUGGAGGUUACUGAUCUGGGAGGAUUUCUCUUCUCUCUGGACGAUAGAAGAUUGUUACUGCUCCGACAUGUUUGUCUCAAAAACUGGAUCCAUUUCACUUUAAUUUAAAAAGGAAAUCUUGUCGCUGCACAUCACAAACAAGCAUGUUUCUGUCUCUUUGGUGGCUCGGACACUUUCUGUUGGAAGCGGGUUUAGCUGUCGAAGGUACGCCGUCUUUUAGCAGAGGUUUGUUGUAGAACAGCUGCAACUGGAAUCACUGCAUGUCUCUGUUGACGUCGUCACUCUCACUGUUGUGUUUCUGCAUAUCAGCGGCACUGGAAGAAGGUGACGCUAGUGAGAAAUGUUACCUGGAAAACAGUUUUUUUUUUCUUUUUAGACGCAUUUGUCUCAAGUUUUGAUUUCUGUGAAAUAAUGUGUUUGUGGAGCUUUGAAGUCACAAAAGUGAGAAUGAUCGAACUCUGGAGGAAAUAAAUCAAUGAAAUCACAA